ACCUCUUUCGUCAGUUCCGGUCUGCCUUUCCCGCUCUCUGGGUUGUAAGAUUACGCCGCUGUACGCCCGCACGCAGCCUUCACGCGUUGUGUGUGCGAGAAAGAACAGCUUCUGCUCGAUUGCCUCCUCAAACCGGCAUCCUAUUGUACGCGCUACAGGGCUGUUUAAGACAUGUCAGAAGAAUACAUUGUAAGGGUUCGAGGCUUGCCUUGGUCAUGUACAAAGGAAGAAGUACUUGAGUUUUUUUCAGAAUGCAGUAUCAUUGAUGGUGUUAGUGGGAUCCAUUUUACUACCUCCAAAGAAGGACGUCCUAGUGGUGAGGCUUUUAUUAUAUUGGACACAGAGGAAGACCUUAAGAAGGCUUUAGAGAAAGACCGAAAAUAUAUGGGACACAGAUACAUAGAAGUAUUUAAGUCAAACAACACAGAAAUGGAAUGGGUUUUAAAACACAACAGUACUGAUGACGUGGAAACAGACUCUGAUGGAACAGUUCGUCUUCGUGGACUUCCUUUUGGCUGCAGUAAAGAAGAGAUUGUACAGUUUUUCUCAGGGUUGAGAAUCGUGCCAAAUGGGAUUACAUUGACGGUGGACUACCAGGGGAGAAGCACAGGGGAGGCCUUCGUGCAGUUUGCUUCAAAGGAGAUAGCAGAAAAUGCUCUGGGGAAACACAAAGAAAGAAUAGGGCACAGAUACAUUGAGAUAUUUAAAAGUAGCCGAGGUGAAAUAAGGUCACAUUAUGAUCCUCCUCGGAGAAUGAUGGGACAGCGGCCAGGGCCAUAUGACAGACCUAUGGGAGGCCGUGGAGCUUACUAUGGAGCUGGCCGUGGAAAUAUCUAUGAUCGAAUGCGUGGAGGUGCAGGGUAUGGUGGAGGCUAUGGUGGUUUUGAGGACUAUGGUGGUUUUAACAACUACGGCUUUGGAACAGAAGGAUUUGAUGACCGGUUAAGAGAAAACAGAGGUAUGACUCAAGCAUAUGCUGGAGCUGGUGAUGGAAGUGCAGGGUUUCAUAGUGGGCACUUUGUACACAUGAGAGGAUUGCCUUUUCGUGCUUCAGAAAGUGAUAUAGCCAAUUUCUUUUCACCCCUAACUCCUAUCAGAGUUCACAUUGAUGUUGGAGCGGAUGGCAGAGCAACUGGAGAAGCCGAUGUGGAAUUUGCAACACACGAAGAUGCAGUAGCAGCCAUGUCUAAAGAUAAAAAUAAUAUGCAACACCGGUACAUUGAGUUAUUCUUGAAUUCAACUGCUGGAGGUGGAGCUGGAAUGGGAUGUUAUGGCCGGGAUGGUUUAGAUGGCACUGGUUAUGGAGCUGUGAGCAGAAUGGGCAUGACUGGAAACUACAGUGGGUGUUACGGAAACCCUGAUGGAUUAGGAGGCUAUGGAAGGGGCAAUACUGGAAACAGCGGGGGCUACUAUGGGCAACAUGAUAACAUGGGAGCUGGAUGGCGUGGAAUGUACUAGCAGGGAUUGCCUUGUCUAAAGGAAAUCCUGGAAGAAGCAGAUUUUUAGUUACUGUUUGUGUUUAGUUCUUUGUAUGGACUGAAGGAAUACGUUCUUAAACUUUUAGUGAGCAAAGUUCAGUUGAUGUUGCCUGUAGGAAUUUGUUUGACUGAAAAUGUUGACUUUGAAUAAAUGUUUUUUUUAUGAUUAAAAAUGUCACACUGCUUAUGCAUAGGCAGACCUUAA
This is a messenger RNA of Xenopus laevis (African clawed frog), 1683 nucleotides long. RefSeq names its product heterogeneous nuclear ribonucleoprotein H3 L homeolog (gene hnrnph3.L). The coding region runs from base 172 to 1458 and encodes 428 amino acids. The transcript has 12 exons. NCBI's taxonomy places the organism in Eukaryota, Metazoa, Chordata, Amphibia, Anura, Pipidae. The record is from RefSeq and is a predicted model, not a curated record. Gene Ontology annotation, molecular function: nucleic acid binding; RNA binding. Gene Ontology annotation, cellular component: nucleus.